Messenger RNA from Benincasa hispida (wax gourd), 1520 nucleotides. RefSeq names its product protein LSD1-like. The record is from RefSeq and is a predicted model, not a curated record. Lineage: Eukaryota; Viridiplantae; Streptophyta; Magnoliopsida; Cucurbitales; Cucurbitaceae.
AACUUCAUGAAGUCAUUUUGUUCAUCAUUGUGGAGUUGCUCUCUCCCAUGUUUUCUCUUCAAGAUUAAAACAUCUUAGUAUUCAGAUUGACUAACCUAGUAGGCAACAUAUCACCGUCUUAACCACAUUUCAACAAAAACGUGGUGAGAAGUCCCAAUUCAUCAACAACACACCCACUACAAUCUGACGGUGGAAAACCUGAUAUAUGAAGGGGAAAAAAUGAUAUUACAAUGGCAUUGACACUGGUACUGAUUUAUUUUUAAAAUUUUUGUAAUCGUUCUAUUAAGGUCCUACUACUUACAUUAUGCUAACCUCCUUUAAUGAGGCUUCACCGACCUUAAGACUGACAAUUUCUUACCAAGUUCUCAACUUGGGAACUUAAACCCUUAGCUUGGAAAGUAUCUAUAAACAUCUCAGACCCUUACUUUAGGACAUUCGUUCGAGUAAUUGGUGCUAAUACUUUUAACCACCAGUUCAUAAUCAGUUCAUGUAACGGGUGAUAUUUAACCAUUAGAAAUUAUAGAGAAAUAUUUAGGUCCAUUUGAAAACUGGAAUAAAAACGUGUGGACAACUUAUUAGUUUAUUAAGAAAGAAGAAGGUACAUCAUUAUUAUUUUUCUAUCUUCCUCCUUUUUCCUCCUACCAUUUCCAUGUUUAUCAGGGUCAACUUUUUUGGAGGGAGGGAUUUUCCUUUCCAAAGUGGUUCUAAUGUCAAAGUAUUAACUCCAAAAACUUACAUUUACUGCUGCAAAGGUAUAUACCAUGAUCAUUGGUAUUCUUUCAUCCAGUUUUCUUUUGAUUUCCUUUCAUAUGUUAGCUCACAUCAUUGCAGUUCUUCUAAAUCCAGAGAUGGUAGGAACGAAGACAAAGCACGGCGUUGUCUUUGCCUGAGAAAAACUGAGUUUUGAAGAAAUUCAGCAGGAAAAGAAGUUUCUCCAACAUCACAAAAAUGCCAUUUCCUCCAGUUACUUGUUGUGAAAACCAUAUAGUGUGCUCUGGAUGUAAAAUUCUGUUGAUCUAUCCUGCCGGAGCAACCUUCAUUUGCUGUGCUCUUUGCCAUACUGUAUCUCCUGUCCCAACCUCUGGCUUAACGAUGGCUCGGCUGGUGUGUAGUGGCUGCCACACCCUUCUCAUGUACAGUCGUGGGGCGACAAGUGUUCAGUGUUCUUGUUGUCGUACUGUAAAUGCAGCCUCCGAAGCAAAUCAGAUGGCUCACAUCAACUGUGGGAACUGUAGGGUGGUGCUGAUGUACCAAUUUGGGGCACACUCAGUUAAAUGUACACUUUGCAAUUUUGUGACCUCUGUUGGGAUUUGAAGGGUAUUUGUUUAACUACAACAAUUAAUGGGGGAGAUCGAGCUUUAAAGGAAUGCAUGUCAAUUAUUGGAAGUUAUUCUAUCGAUAAAGAGAACUUGUUAAAGAAAGUUAAUUAAAGAGAGCUUGUUAAAGAAAGUUAGUAGAAUCAAUCUCAUAAGAGAUCAUGAUAUUUAUGUUAUUUAAUAUCUUUAUAAUUUUCUUUUCUA